AUGGCAGCCGAGGAGGCGAAACCGUUCCGGCGGCCCAAGUGGUGCACUGCUCCUCGCAGUCCCGAGAGGCACAAGCAGGUCGUCCGCGCCAUGGGCAACCACGAGGCGGGGCCCUCCAGCUGGGACCUGCUGGACAAAGCCGUCUACACCAUCGGCCGCAACGACACAGCCGACUUCCAAGUGAAGGGAGAGCUCGUCUCUCGUGUACACGCCGCUGUCCUGCAGGACGUGAACGGCCAGCGCUUUCUCGUGGACCUCAAGUCCACGCAGGGCACCUUCCUGGACUCCAAGAGGUUAAAGCCGCACGAGCCGGUACCUUGGCCAGAAGGGAAGUUGGCGUCUUUCGGCUUCGGGCCAAAGGCCGUGUUCAUGGUCCUGGGGAGCGUGGAGGCCGAGGGUUCCCAGCCUCCACCAAAGAAGCAGCGGACUGCAGAAAACAGCGGGGAGGAGCCUGACGUCAAGGUCGAGGCUCCCCCGUCUGGAGAUCCAAUGGCGGCACUCUACGGAGACCUGCCAGAGGCCGCUGUGGUGGAAGCGCCCAAGGUCGUGGAGGUAAAGCACCAGCCGCUUCCACCUCCAGCCAAGGACCCCACGAAGGUCAUUUUCCUGGACAUUGCCGCCUUGCAGACAUGGGUAAGCAGAGAUUUGAGAUUGGUGCAGGUUCUAAGCAGGAUCCGGGAAUGGAAUGCCGAUUUCAUCACCGGCAUCCAUCUGUACGGCAAAACCGGUGCCAUUGGCAACAGCACCAGCGCCUUUGCAGUGCAACUGGAGACAACCUCGACGCUGAUGACCACAGUCGCCCCGUCCGUGCUAACGACGCUCACAUCGAGGCCCACCUCUACGACUUCCGUGCUGCCCGUCGUCAAAACGACGACCACCACUGCGAAGAAAGCUCCUCCAAAGAGCGGUUCGCUGUGCACUGCAAACCGGGAAUGUGGGAACUGGGUAAGGAUGACAGCACCUCGAACACAGACUCAGCCAAUUGGAGGUCACCCUGCUUUUCGGAAUAAGCAUAUCGUAAUGAUCGGAGACUCACGGAUGCGAUACCAAUACAUGUCCCUGGCGUACUUCUUCACUGCUGGUGCCUGGGCCACGGGCGACGAUUUGUAUUUGCUGAUUAGCGCCGAGAAGUGCGGAAAGAACUGGCACACCUGGUUCAAUCUCACGAACCACCUUCUGAAAUACGAGCUGUGCAAUUGCUAUCGGCCGCAGGGCGGCAUGCAGGAUACUGUGGAACACCGGUACUACCGGAAUCCUAACAAUAUGGUUGCAAUCACCUACCUGCAGAAAUUUGGGGAGGCCUUCCUUCCGCUGAGGGGUCACUGGCAUGUAAACGGCACAAACAUUGACCUCUGCAACUGUCAGUGCGGUCCAAAUAGGUGCCAUCCGGCUAUAGAGACUCCCAAAUGGUCUGCAAAAGACAUGGUCGAGCUCGGACAGGUCGUCUCGAAUCUGAGACCGGACUAUGUGGUGUUCCAUCCGGGCUGGGAGGAGAUUGUGGGCUGGAAGACCGAAGAAGUGGCCAAGUUCUUUUCGCUGGUCCAAGAGUCGAAUCCGUCCGCGCAGCUCUACUUCAAAACCCGUCUCCUGCGAUCCAACGACCAGCACGAACCCUUCCUCGCAUGGGCAAACAAGUACUACAAGGACUUGUACAAAAACCUGAAGUUUGCAGAGCACGGCUGGCAUAUGUGGGACGUGUCGAACAUGACGGCGUCCUGGAAGGCUAAUGACAGCAAGGCUACCUUCAUGUGGGAUCAGUAUCACUAUGACCUCCGAUCGAACAACGCACUGAACAGGAACAUGUUGAAGACUCUAUUUGGUGUCGAUGUCCGGAAACUUACGUGA
Symbiodinium sp. CCMP2592 is the source of this 1845-nucleotide messenger RNA. The record is from the annotation of a GenBank genome assembly. Lineage: Eukaryota; Dinophyceae; Suessiales; Symbiodiniaceae.